AUGAUGACUUAUAACGCGUAUCCUGAACCUAUGAUGAACAAUAAUGGGAUAUCUUUGCCCAAGUAUAGUGUUCCCAAGACCAAGGAGGAUCUCGAUGAGCUUUUGUUCCGGUACCAACAAUUGAAGCGGGAAAGAAGUGAACAGGAACAACUGACAAUUGUUGAGAAUCUUGACAUUGAAAUUAAAUCAAUUGAAAAGAUUUUAUAUAAAGUAUCAGAGAUUCAAAAUAGAUAUAUGGAAGAGGAGAAGAAGUUUUAUGAAGUUUUGAAAAGGUCAUAUGAAGGAGUGGAGAGAGAAGAAGAAGCUUCGUCAGAAGCUUCAUCUGAAAAGUCUGAAUCUUCAACUUCUAAUGAAUCUUCAACUUCUAAUGAAUCUUCUAUCGAUCUCUCUCUUCUUGAUAAACAAAUUGCUGCACUUCAAAUCCUCUCAAAAGAUUUGGAUCUUCCUGAAUCAUUUCAACAAGAAUUUGCCAAUUCACAUUCAUCUGAAGAUUAUUCUACUGAAGAAAUUCUACCAAGAGAUUUAUUUAACCUGAUGAAUUUUGAACAAAGAGCAGAAUUAUUAGGGAUUUCUCUUCCAAAUUCUUCGGGAGUGGAAAACCCCAUCUAUGCUCCAUUAGGUAAUUUUUACACUGAACAAGGAAUUUCCACCAAGAUUGCUAAUAGAAUAAGAGAAUUAGAACAAUUACCAGCAAAUUUAGGAACUUUCAAUACUGAUACUGUUGAUUACCUCAUCAAUAAGAAACAAUCAUUAGAUGAAUUGAAAAUUCAAACCUUGAUAGAAUUGAAAUCACUUCGAGUAUUGGCCAAACAAAAACAAAUUAGGAAAAAUAUUAUAUUUGGUACUGCAGCAAAGGCCCAUUAUGAUGUGGAACAUUUAAAGGAAUUCCCUAUAACCAUGCUGGCACAAAGAUCAAUGUAUAUUAGACCUAAAAUCAUUCAACCUGAUUCUCAUAGACUUGCAGCCAAAUUAGAAGAAAGAAGAGAAUUGGAAGCUAAAAGAUUGGAACAUGCCUUACAUGUACAAAAGGUAAAUCAAAUCUUAUUACUGCUGGAAUCUAUUAUUAAUAAUAAAUGGAAUAGAUCAAAUAAAAGAAAUUCCAUUGGGAGAUCAAUUAAUAAUUUCCAUUCUUUCACUGAAAAGGAAGAAUCCAAGAAAUUGGAAAAAACUGCAAGACAACGUUUACAAGCAUUGAAGGCUAACGAUGAAGAGGCAUAUAUCAAGUUAUUGGAUCAAACCAAGGAUCAUAGAAUCACUCAUUUGUUGAAACAAACCAAUAGUUUCUUGGAUUCUUUGGCUCAAGCAGUUAAGGUUCAACAAGUGGAACAAGGAGCAGAAGUUCCAGUGGAGAAGGUUGUAGGAGGAGGAGAAGAAGAAGAAAUUCUGGAAGAUAAUGUUGAUGAAUUAAGAGAAAAAAUUGAUUAUUAUCAAGUUGCUCAUAGAAUUCAAGAAGAAAUUAAAGUACAACCAUCGAUUUUGGUUGGAGGUCAAUUGAAAGAAUAUCAAAUCAAGGGGUUACAAUGGAUGGUUUCUUUAUAUAAUAACAAAUUAAAUGGGAUUUUAGCCGAUGAAAUGGGGUUGGGUAAAACCAUUCAAUCGAUUUCAUUGGUAACUUAUUUAAUUGAAAAGAAAAAUGAAAGUAAAUUCUUGGUUAUUGUUCCACUUUCAACCAUUACCAAUUGGACCAUGGAAUUUGAAAAAUGGGCCCCCAGUGUUAAUGUGAUUGUUUAUAAGGGAUCUCAACAACAAAGAAGACUGAUGCAAAAUGAUAUUCGAAUUGGGAAUUUCCAAGUGAUUUUAACCACUUAUGAAUAUAUCAUUAGAGAACGUCCAAUCUUGGCCAAAUUCCAUUAUUCUCAUAUGAUCAUUGAUGAAGGUCAUAGAAUGAAAAACGCAAGUUCGAAAUUAUCCAUCACUUUGAAGAAUUAUUAUAGAACAAAGAAUAGAUUGAUUUUAACUGGUACUCCAUUACAAAAUAAUUUACCUGAAUUAUGGGCUCUUUUGAACUUUGUGUUACCCAAGGUUUUCAAUUCGGUGAAAUCUUUUGAUGAAUGGUUUAAUACUCCCUUUGCUAACACUGGAUCACAAGAAAAAAUCGAAUUAACUGAAGAAGAAAGUUUAUUGGUGAUUAGAAGAUUACAUAAAGUGUUGAGACCUUUCUUAUUGAGAAGAUUGAAGAAAGAUGUGGAAAAGGAUCUUCCUGAUAAGGUUGAGAAAGUGGUUAAAUGUAAAUUAUCUGGUUUACAAUAUGUGUUGUAUCAACAAAUGUUGAAACAUAAUGCAUUAUUUGUUGGGCAAGACGUUGGUGCUGCGAAAUCCGGGAUCAAGGGGUUAAAUAACAAGAUCAUGCAAUUGAGAAAGAUUUGUAACCAUCCAUUUGUAUUUGAAGAAGUGGAAGCAGUUUUAAACUCUACUAAAUUAACCAAUGAUUUGAUCUGGAGAGUUAGUGGUAAAUUCGAAUUAUUGGAUAGAGUAUUACCUAAAUUCAAAAUGAGUGGUCAUAGAGUAUUGAUGUUUUUCCAAAUGACUCAAGUUAUGGAUAUUAUGGAAGAUUUCUUGAGAUGGAGAGAUAUGAAAUAUUUAAGAUUGGAUGGUGGGACCAAAGCUGAAGAUAGACAAGAUAUGUUGAAAGUGUUUAAUGCUCCUAAUUCCGAUUAUUUCUGUUUCCUUUUAUCCACUAGAGCUGGUGGGUUGGGGUUGAAUUUACAAACCGCCGACACAGUCAUUAUUUUCGAUACUGAUUGGAAUCCUCAUCAAGAUUUACAAGCGCAAGAUAGAGCCCAUAGAAUUGGACAAAAGAAUGAAGUUCGUAUUUUAAGAUUGAUUACCAAUGAUUCUGUGGAAGAAGUGAUUUUAGAAAGAGCUCAUCAAAAAUUGGAUAUUGAUGGUAAGGUCAUUCAAGCAGGUAAAUUCGAUAAUAAGUCUACUGCAGAAGAACAAGAACAAUUUUUAAAGAAAUUAUUAGAAGCGGAAGCAAACAAGGAUCAAAGUGAAGAAAAUGAUGCAUUGGAUGAUGAAGAAUUGAAUGAUAUCUUGGCACGUUCUGAAGAUGAAAAGAUCAUGUUCAAUAAAUGGGAUGCUGAACGGAUGGCAACUGAAAAAAUUGAGUCUAGAUCUGGUGGAUACAAGAAUAGAUUGAUCACCAGAGAUGAAUUACCACAAGUGUUUAAAGAAGAUAUCACCCAUCAUUUUGAAAAGGAUACCAAGGAAUUGGCCCGGAUGAGAGAAAAGAAGAAGGUUAAAUAUGACGAUGGAUUGACUGAAGAACAAUGGCUUAUGGCCAUGGAUGAUGAUGAUGACACGGUGGAGGAUGCCAUUAGACGUAAGGAAGAAAGGGCAUCCAAGAGAAGAAGAGCUAUGAAUGGAGGUGAUGAUGAUGAAGAUGAAGAAGGAGAUGAUAAUGAAGAAGGAAAUGGGAAAGUUCCAAAGAAAAGAGCUCGUCGUUCUCGUACUCCACAAACUUUUGGUGAAGAAGAAGAGGAAGACCUUGAUGGAGAAGUUGACAAAUCCGAUGGAGAUGAAAAUGAUAUUCAAGAGAGAGGUUCAGCUAUCAUUGAAGAGUUAUGUAACCUCAAGGCCGAAUCUGAUGGCCAUAACAUUUCUGAUAUCUUCCUUGAUUUACCAGCAAAGAAGCAUUACCCCGAUUAUUAUCAAAUCAUCAAGAACCCAGUAUCGAUUAAUCAAUUGAAACGGAAAUUGAAGCAAGAUAAGAUUGAGAGUAUUGAUCAAUUGUUGGAUGAAUUAAGAACCAUGUGUACCAAUGCAAAGACCUAUAAUGAGGAAGGAUCCUGGGUCUAUGUUGAUGCUGAAACGGUUGAAGAGUUUCUUGAUACAAAGAUAUAA
[Candida] anglica is the source of this 3843-nucleotide messenger RNA. The record is from the annotation of a GenBank genome assembly. Lineage: Eukaryota; Fungi; Ascomycota; Pichiomycetes; Serinales; Debaryomycetaceae.